AGGGUCAGUGGCCUCAUCCUGGUGUUGCAUCUUCUCCCAUCGCCUGAGGAACUGGAGGUCCUUCGCCUUGUGAGCCCUUGUCCCCCCCAGUGGGGUGUCCCAAGGCAAUUGCCAGUCCAAGAGCAGCAGGUGGUGGUCCAGCUUCCAGAGUGAUCCCAGGUACAGGGAGACAGCCGGGUUCAGGAGGGUCCUUGUUGUCCUCUUGGUCCUGGCACAGCCCUGUUGUCAGUAACUCCUGCCAGCUCCAGGCACAAGGCAGGCAUGUUGGGGUGGCUCCAUGUCCUGGGGACAUUUUCAUACCAAGAAGGUUCACAGCUGCUGGUGGAGCCCCUGGGCAGGGGGAUUCUUCAUGCAUGUGUUCCAAGUGGAGGGACACAGCUGGGUGGGGGUACCCACAUCAUGGGGUAUUUAGUGGGGUGUCCCAGCUCACCCUGCAACCACUGGCAACCCUGUGCUGUGGCAGACCUGGCCCCUUGAGCCUCCCUUGUCCGUGGGGUCUGUCCCUCCUGGCUACCAACAGGGUGGUGGCCGAUGUCCCCACAUUCAGGCUGGGUCAGCAGCCAAGAGCCAAGCAACACCACUGCUCCACAACUCAUCUUUAUGCAGACUGCCAGCACCCCACUGGCCCUUCAGCAGCCCCACCGCCCUGGGAGUGCUGACGGGUCUCACCCCACACUCCCAUCAGAGCCCCAUGGCGACGGGACCCUGGGCCGAGCAUCACCCGUCCAUCAGGGGCCCAGGAGUGCGGAAGCUGGACCGCAGUGCGCCGGGGAGGGGGCUGUCGCCGCGGCAACCGCCGUCGCCUAGCGCCGGCUGUCUCCCGGUAACCCGUCGCCUAGCAAUGGGGGAUUUCACAGCUCGGGAUGAAGAGUUGAAAGUUAUUUUUAGCCCGGGCUGUGAAUCAAUAGGCAGCUCCAUUCGCCGCCCCGCAGGAUGCACGGGCGGGGCCUUGCUAUAGUGGUGGCAGGGGUCUGCCAUGGGGACCGCAUGGCCUGGGGUCUGCCAUCGAGACCGCAUGGCCUGGCCAGCCUGGGGUCACCACCCUGGCACAGCCCCACCCGGGACACCCAAGGCUCAGCCUCUCUGGGCCCCCCCAGUGCCCUCUACAGGGCUCGGACCCCCUGGACCUCCCCCACCAAGGAUCUGACACCCCCCAGGCCUCAUGCAGGGGAGGGUGGGUGAGGGCAGGGGACCAAGUGGACCAUUGCCUUGCUGUUGGGACCCUCACCUCACUGUGGAGGUUCUCUUUCAGCUGUGAGGACCCUCAUCCAACUGCUGGAGGCCUCAUCCUGCCAUGGGGACCUGCUCCCACUAGUGUGGUCCCCCACUAGUCCACAAGGGAUGUGGACAUCCCUUGCCAUGGGGACACCCUCCUUGCCACGGGAAUCCUCUUUAUGCUGUGGGGACCCUUGCCUUGACAUGUGAACUCCCUCUUGCCCAUUGCACCCUUGCCCUGCCACAGGGACCCCCAUCUUGCCAUGGGAACCCCCACCUUGCCAUGGGGACUCCCUCCUUGCCAUUGACAUCUUUGCUGUGGGGACCCUUGCCCUGACAUAUGGACACCCUCUUUGCCUUGGGGACUACUGCCUUGCCAUGGGGACCCCAUCCUUGCUGUGUCACAGGGACCCUCACCCCAUGCUUCCCUUCCUGACAGGCUCCCUGAGCUCCUCCAGCCUCUCCAGGGCUCAUGCCUGCCCUCAGGAACACCAGCCUGGGAGUCCGGAUGACCAAGGGCAGCAGGGGGGGAUGGAGUCUGCUCAGCACCCAGGUUCCAUGGGGAAGGGCUGGGAGUAUCCCAGCAUGACCCUGGUGUUGAGUUGGGCAUUGAGGUGAGCUCCUCAGCUAUUUUUGAACGAUGAGGUGGGUGCCUAGCACAGCUGCAUCUCCUUUGGGUGCUCAGCUGAGCACCCACGCAGCUGUGGGAGGCCAGGUAGCAAGAUGUAGAGGCUGGGGAACCCCAAAAAGGGGGCUCCCAGCCUCUGAGCAGCUCCUCCCGAGUCCCCUUUCUGCAUUUCCAGGAGGGUUUUUGCCUCUGGACCUUGCCCUUCCUGUCACCCACCCACAGCACAGGAGCACCCAGGGCCCCUUGGUCCCCACUGGUGGGAGAUACCCCAUCCUGGAGCACCCGUUCAAUGCUGGGGGCCCAGCACAAGGCAGAGCUGGAGCUGCCAGAGCGAGUCCAGAGGAGACCAUAGGAAUGGCCAGGGCGGGAAGGUCUCUCCUGUGGAUGAAGGCCAGGAGAGGUGGGGUGGGUGAGCCCUGAGAAGACAUUCUGGAGCCCGUCAGCGUGUGAGGGGCUGGUAGGGAUGAUGGAGAUGGGAGAAGGGUGACAGCUUUAGGCUGGAAGAGAAUGGAUUUAGGCUGGAUAUAAAGCAAGAACACGGGGUACGGGGGAACUGCCUCCUUGCCUGGGGGAAAUGUCCGUGCCAAGGGCAGGGCUUCGACCAGGGGAUCCGUGAAAGUCCUAUUGGAUUAGUCCAUCCCCUGCCCCGCGGCGGGACGUGGGUCCCACCACAGACACUCCAUCACCCGGAGACCCCCGGAGUGCCCAGCCCGGGGGGGUCCCGGCUGGGGGCGGCGGCCGGAGCAGCCGCAGUGCCCGUGGUCACAAGAGGGCACUGCGAGCUCGAGCGUCCCGGGGACCGGACCGGGGAGGGACCGGUGACCGGAGCGCCCCAGGACCUGCUGCCGGAUCCCCUGCACCCUGUUCGGGCAGGUCCCGGGGGGCAGCUGGUCCCCGGCCCCGCAGCCCUCCCUGUGGCGGCGGGGACAAGGGGACACGGACAAGGGGGCACGGGGUAGUAGCUCCGGUGAAGCCCGGAGAUGCUCUGCCCCACGGGGGGGGCCUUGUCCGGUCCCAGCCCAGUCCCAGCUCAAGUGGCUGCUCCUAGGGGGCUCCGGCCCCCCCAAGGCCGUGCCCGAGGGCAGGGGUGGCCCGGGGGGUACACGCCAGGGGUGGCCACGGUGGCUUUGUCCAGCUGGGGCCGAGGUUCUUCCCAAAACACUCGGUUAAGGUGGGUAGGGGGUUUCCUCCCCCUCCCCGGGCUGGGGGAGGUGGGUCACGGGUGCAAAGUCACCCAGGGGUGCUGCCGUGGGGCUGGGGCAGAUUCACCGCCGUGUGUCCAUGGGGACACCGGGGUCCAGCCUGCGAAUGGCCGAGUCCCACCUCCCCUCACGCUGGGGUGUCCCAAGGGAAACCCCCCCCGAGGGGCCCCACGGGGCUGGGGCAUCAGUCUGGGUGAAGUCCUUGCCUGGGGACACCAGCGCCUGGUGCCACCCCACUGCGGUGCCACUUCGCCUAUGGGGACCCGGCAGGGGCUGUGGGGGGGGUCCCUGUUUCCCACGCCAGGCCCGGAGCCCACCCGGCCCCGCUUCCACAGGGAUCCGGCCCCGGACCACAUCCCCUGGUGCCGGGGUCACUGUGACCCGCAGCCGGGCCCUCGCAGCCCGCCACCCUCGGCAGACCCCCAGUACAAGACUCAGUGGGCACAGAGCCCCCCACCCCGACUCCUCAGCACCCCGAACCGCCCACCCGACCCGCUCCACCUUAACCCGCAGCCCCUCCGGCCCCUCAUUUUCCACGGAUUCCAGCAGCCUGACUUGCUUCAGCAUCAGCCCAUGGCGGGAGGGCCGAGAAUCCCUCUCUCCCGCCUGGCCCCCUCCCCUUACCCCCCUUCUCCUCUUUCUUUCCACUCUCCAAAUUUACAAUCCCUCAUUUCCAUUCUGCUCCACCCUCUCGCCAGGACUUUGUUCCCGGCCUGUAUCAUCCCAUCCCAAUUGUUCCCUGUUUAUUUCAAACGUUUUGGCGGGCUGUCACUGGAUGGACACUUAAUUAAUUGUGGGGCUGGCGCAAUAGCGGCUGGGGGGUGUGUGUGAUAAAAUUGGGGGGGUUGGAAGUGCGGGUUCGGGUGUGCGGAGCCCCCCAUUCCAGACCCACGCCAUGUGCCGCUAUGGCCCCGGUUAAGGGUGUCCCCGUGGGGAGGGGUGUGCUGCUGCUGGGGGGAGGGUGUAUGGAGGUUGGGGGGUGUAUAAGUCUUGGGGUGCACACUUCUAGGGGCGCACAAACCAGGGGGCUGAAUUUUGGGGGGUGUAGCCUGUGGUGUGCAUAAGUCAGGGUUCGUACAGGUUUGGGGUGUACAUAGCCUGAGGUGUGCAUAGCUUGGAGUGUGUAUAAUUCAGGGUGUGCAUAGUUGGGCUGUGCAUAGCUUGAGGUGUGAACAGCCUGGAGUUCCUGUUGCCUGGGGCGUGCAUAACUGGGGGUGUACAUAACUUGGGGUGUCAUGGCCUGGGGUAUACGUAGCCUGAGAUGUGUGUAGCCUGGGGCAUGCAUAAGUUGGGGCGCAUAUGGCCUGGGCUGUACAUAGCUUGGGGUGCACAUAACUGGGGGUGUGCACAGUUGGGGUGUCGAUAGUUGGGCUGUAUAUAUCCUGGGGUGCCUGUAUGCUGGGGUCUGCAUGACCUGGGGUGUGUGCAGUUGGGCUGUUACACCCCGGGGAGCACCGCGCAGCCCCAGCCCUGCCCCGAGGCUCAGCCCCGGCCCUCCCCCGCCGGUGUGUCCCCCGCGAUCUCCGGAGCCGCGGGGGGGUCCGGGGAUGCCGGUGCGGGCGCUGCCGGUGCCCCCGGCGGCGGGUGCGGGGGGAGAUGGGGGGGAGAUGGGAGAUGUCGGCCCCGCCCCGCCGCCGCCAUUGGCGGAAAGUUCGGGGCGCGGCGCGGGGUGUCGGCCCCGCUGCCCGCUCCCCGCCCGCGGCCGGUGCGGGCAGCGCGGGCAGGGCCGGGCCGCCGCGGGGCCGCCGCGGCAGCGGCCAUGUGGGCGCUGCGGGCGCUGUGCCUGGCCGGGCUGGGCGCGGCGCUCGGCGGCGCCUCGGCGGAUCCGUGCAGCUGGAGGGGCAGGUAGGGACUGGCACCGGCACACGCGGGUCCCCGGCUCAGCACCCCCCUCCAAACCCCGCUGCCCGGCUCCCAGGCCUCCCCCGGGAGCACCCCCUCUGUGCAGAGGCUGCCACCGCCUCCUGCAUCCGUGGGGCAGGGUUGCGAUGGGACCUGCUCCUGCCUCAGUUUCCCCAUCCCGGGGAUGUACGGGGUCCGGGCCCGCUUCACCGGGAACCCUUCCCACAGGCCCUUCCCUCGUGAAUCCCAGCCCCGCGGCCCCUGGGGCCCCUCGGCAGGGCCCGGAGCGCCGCCGGCCGCGAUGGGGAAGGGGCCGAGCUCCGGAACAAAGGGCCGGGGUUGCCGCAAGCCCCACGCGGGACCGUGGGAAGCACAGGGGGACACAAGACCCGGCAGCACUGUGGCCGGGACAAAGCAGCCCCACGGUUGCCUCCGCUCCCCCGGGCCAGGCUUUCCCGCUUGUCUCUCCCCGCCCCAAAUAUUCAACAGGCAGGACGUGGCUUCGGACACCGAUUCCACGCGAGCCCGAAUCCCACGGGGGGGGUGGUAACCCCCCAGCUCCCACUGGGGAUCCCCCAAAGUUGGGGGGUGCAAGGAACAGGCGACCCUAAGGCCGUGGGUCCUGCGGCUUCGGAGGCUGGGAAGUCCACUCUGGGUGCAAGGGGGGGGGGUGUGCUGCUGCGGCCCCCCCAGCACCUACCCAGGGGAUUGGUGGGGUCGAGCACCCCCAAAUGAUACACUUGCACCCCGUGGCAUCGAGGGUUUGGUGCUAUUCCUGCCUGUGUUCAUCCUGCACAGCUCCAUGGGGUGCUUGGGGGAAAUGGGCUGGGAAGGUCCCCAUCACCUGGGGGGACGGGCUGGGGGUCCCCAUGAGCCGGCGUGUCCCGGUGACGGGGGUGCUAUGCCUCGCAGCGGGCUGUUGCAGGAGGCGGGCAGCGUGGAGCAGCUCUCCCUGCCCUGCGCCGAGGGCUCUCUGGAAUGGCUGUACCCCACGGGGGCCCUUCGCCUGCGCCUGGCCCCUCGCCUGCCCCCCGCCACCGCCGCUGCCACGGGCGGGAGCCCCCAGCACAUCACCGCCUGUGUCAAACCUGCUGGCACCUUCCGGGGGGCUCAGCUCUACCUGGAGCGGGACGGGGUGCUGGAGCUGCUGCUGCCCGAGGCGCCGCGGCCCCGCGUGCGCUGCUUCAGCUGGGCGCCCCAGGAGAAGGUGGCCCUGUUCCUGCAGGCCACCCCCCACCGCGACAUCAGCCGCCGCAUCGCUGCCUUCCGCUACGAGCUGCGGGGGGACUGGCUGGCCCGCCCCGCGCUGCCCGCCACCAGCCUCACCGGGGAGGGGGCGUGCCGGCCGUGCAACGACACCGAGAUCCUGAUGGCCAUUUGCACUAGUGACUUUGUGAUCCGCGGCAGCAUCCGGAGCGUCUCCAACGAUGUGGAGCUGCAGGAAUCCAUCAUCGGGGUGAGCGCCGCGCGCAUCCACCGCCAGAAGUUCCCCCUGUUCCAGGCGGGGGGGCGGCCGGCGGGCAGCAUCCGCACCCCGCUGCGCUGCGGCGUCAGGCCGGGCCCCGGCACCUUCCUCUUCACGGGGUGGCUGCACUUCGGCGAGGCCUGGCUGAGCUGCGCGCCCCGGUACCGGGACUUCCAGCGCAUCUACCAGGGGGCACAGCGCGCACGCCAGAACCCCUGCGAGUUCCCCAUGGACUGAGCGGCUCGGGGCGGGGGGACAGCCCAGCCCCACGGGUGCUGCGGGGUCCUGCAGGCAGCGAGAGCAUCCCUGGGGUUGGAUGGUGCCUGGAGAGAGGGGCAGUGAUUUGGUCCUUGCCGUGCAGCCGGGCUCCAGCAGCACCCACCGAUGGGCUGGGGGUGUCCUGGGAAAAUCCUGCUGGAAGGGAAGGGGUUUUCCCAGGGACCUGCCCGGGUGAGGGGUGCCGUGGUGUGGGGCAGGGGGUUGGGGGCUCCCAGGGGACCGGGGUGCUGCAGGCUCAGGGGGUGCUGUGCGUGCAGCACGAUGGGGGUGGCUGUUGUCCCCCCCGGGAGGGCACGGUGAUGGGUGGCCAUGGCAGUGGGUGCCAUAGUGGGGUGUGGAAGGGCCAGGAGGUGAUUUGUAAUGUCAGGGGUGGAAGUGGGAGCAGGAUGGCAGCGAGCCUUGCCCUGGCCCUGCCUGCAGCGGGGGGAAUGGGCAGGGGCCAUGGAGUGGAUGCUGAGGAAGAGGAGUGAGGCUGAAGGAAGUGAGGGGAUGGCGAGGGGGUAGGAAGGCUGGUGCAGGACCAAAGCACCGAUGCAGGAAGGUGCCAUAGGAGUGGGGAGAGGUUGGGACAGGCCGGGACAUGCUGCCCAUCCUGCCACCGUGGCCUCGCAGCGGCUGCCGGGUCAUCCCGGUGGGUCACAGUGUGCCGGACGGGGGGAGUGUUUUGGCCAUGGGGGUGGGGGGCAUUGUAUGUGCACUACAGUGAUAACGAUACCAAAUGUGUGACUUUUUUGAUAAACUAAGCUGUCUUUGUAGAGCAUGUGUGUGAGACUCCUUGGUUUGUAGGCAGCUGAGCGGGAUGGUCACCAGCGAGCCCGUGCCUCCCCAUGUGCCAGCUCCAGCCACUGACCCUGCCCUGGAAACACUACUACUCUUUAUAUAUCUCUCUACAUAAAGUGAUACAUUGCUGUUUCUAAAUGCUGCAUCCCUGGGAUGGGUCAUUUUGAGGUUCCUCUUUCUGGGUAUUGGCAGUGGGCCCAUGCCGGGGGUUGACUAGCCAUUGUCAGGGCUGAUUCUCGUCAAAGCCACUGGCCACAAGGCCUCGCGGUGCUGGACUACAUCGUGCUGGUGUCCCAGCCCCACCACUGCCCCCCUCCAUGGGCUCCUGUGGGCUGUGUGUGGUGGUGUGGAGGGGGACAGGACCCCAGCAGUGAUGGGGCACAGGAACCCCAGCCAGGACCUUUCCUCCACAUCAGUGAUGCCCGUAGGAGCUCAGUGCUGGAAAAGCUCAGCCCCUGAGCAGCCAGAGCAGAGCUGCUCCAGCCCUCGCAGCAU
Strigops habroptila (Kakapo) is the source of this 7906-nucleotide messenger RNA. It is a transcript of the gene METRN, whose product is annotated as meteorin, glial cell differentiation regulator. The transcript has 3 exons. The record is from RefSeq and is a predicted model, not a curated record. The coding region runs from base 5690 to 6589 and encodes 299 amino acids. NCBI's taxonomy places the organism in Eukaryota, Metazoa, Chordata, Aves, Psittaciformes, Psittacidae. Gene Ontology annotation, molecular function: hormone activity. Gene Ontology annotation, biological process: positive regulation of axonogenesis; glial cell differentiation.